AUGUCGUUAUUCAAGAAGAAAGCGCCGAAAUAUAAUGCACCGCCAGUGCCAACAGCACCUUCGGAGGAUAUGGAUAACCAUCACAGUAACGGCUUAGAUAAUAAUAAUGGUUCACAGAAAUCGCAACUGGUCUUUCACUGUCAACAGGCUCAAGGUAGCCCUCUGGGGCUAAUUUCUGGAUUUUCAAACGUGAAGGAACUUUACCAGAAGAUUGCAGAAUGUUACGAUUUUCCACCGGAGGAUAUCCUAUUUUGUACGCUAAACACGCACAAAGUGGACAUGAAAAAAUUAUUGGGCGGACAAAUUGGCUUGGAAGACUUCAUAUUCGCACAUAGAAAAGGCAGACCAAAGGAAAUCGAGAUAGUGAAAACCGAAGACGCGCUCGGACUGACGAUCACGGAUAAUGGUGCUGGGUACGCUUUCAUCAAGAGGAUUAAAGAAGGCUCUAUUGUUUCGAGAAUACCACAUAUAGAGGUUGGCGAUCACAUUGAGAAGUUGGACGGUGAAAAUAUGGUCGGCAAAAGGCAUUACGAGGUCGCGAAGUUACUGAAGGACAUCCCUAAAGGGACUACGUUCAUAAUUAGGCUGGUGGAACCGUUAAAAAGUGGUUUCGGCAGUAUUGGACCAAAAUCGAGCAGUGCACGCGCGGGAAGAAAAACAAACUAUGGCUCGGGGAAAGAAACUCUAAGAUUCAAAGCGAACGGGCCAGCAACGAUAGAAAAUGAGCAUGACGAGAAAUCCAAAGCUGGUAUAGAGAAAAUAAAUGGACUGUUGGAAUCUUUUAUGGGAAUAAACGAUUCUGAACUGGCAACACAGAUGUGGGAUAUAGCUGAGGGCAAGACGAAUUCCAUGCAACUUGCUGAAGCAAUAGACAACAGCGAUCUGCAGGAGUUCGGUUUUACAGACGAAUUCAUAAUAGAGCUUUGGGGUGUGAUAACGGAUGCCAGAUCUGGGAGACUCGCU
Iphiclides podalirius (scarce swallowtail) is the source of this 963-nucleotide messenger RNA. Lineage: Eukaryota; Metazoa; Arthropoda; Insecta; Lepidoptera; Papilionidae. The record is from the annotation of a GenBank genome assembly.